AUGGUUGACCCCGCCUCUGUGUCAUCACCUCCGAAUUUGAUGGAUAUGCUCUCACUCUUCUCUCAAGCCGACUAUGAAUCACUGGAGCCCGAUUCAUGGGGCAUCCCUACCAUUCCGGAGCAUUCUGUUCCCGGAAGAAGUAAUUGCUUAGAUCAUGAAGGACUGGACUUAAUCGUGAUGCCAGGAGUUGCGUUUGAUGAAGGGUUUAGAAGAUUGGGCCACGGUAAAGGGUAUUAUGACUACUUCCUAGCACGAUACAAACAGUUGGUAGACUCCAAAGGGGCUGAGGGCAAAAUGAGAAUGCCUAUCCUAGUUGCUUUGGCUUUGAAAGAACAAAUCUUCGAAGAUGGGGCUGUACCUGUAGACCUAAGCGAUUGGCCAAUGGAUAUUAUCAUUACAGGAGAAGGGAGGCUUCUACGAAGAUAA
Messenger RNA from Morchella sextelata, 426 nucleotides. RefSeq lists its product as uncharacterized. Gene Ontology annotation, molecular function: 5-formyltetrahydrofolate cyclo-ligase activity. The record is from RefSeq and is a predicted model, not a curated record. Gene Ontology annotation, biological process: tetrahydrofolate interconversion; folic acid-containing compound biosynthetic process. The transcript has 2 exons. Gene Ontology annotation, cellular component: mitochondrion. The coding region runs from base 1 to 426 and encodes 141 amino acids. NCBI's taxonomy places the organism in Eukaryota, Fungi, Ascomycota, Pezizomycetes, Pezizales, Morchellaceae.